AUGGCGCAACCAACGUUCAACGCUCUUACUUUUCUUGAUGAAGACCCAGGAAAGUUCGACGCAAACUUCUUCGCCAUUCCCCCUAACGAAGCGGAGAGCAUCGACCCCCAACAAAGGAUACUGAUGGAGACUGUAUACGAUGGUCUAUGUUCUGCUAGUCUACCUAUAGAGCAGUUACGUGGCUCUUCUACUGCUGUUUACGUCGGUCUCAUGUGUGACGCUACCAUGGUGCAGACCGACAUCGACGAGAUUCCUACCUAUACCGGUACAGGCACAGCCCGCAGCAUCAUGUCUACUAGCCUAUCAUAUCAUAUUUCUUCGACUGGCACGGUCCGUCUAUAA
Molecule: messenger RNA, 342 nt
Organism: Penicillium robsamsonii
Lineage: Eukaryota; Fungi; Ascomycota; Eurotiomycetes; Eurotiales; Aspergillaceae
Exons: 1
Coding region: 1-342 (113 amino acids)
Biological process (GO): fatty acid biosynthetic process; secondary metabolite biosynthetic process
Molecular function (GO): fatty acid synthase activity
Source: RefSeq, a predicted model, not a curated record